Molecule: messenger RNA, 1231 nt
Organism: Dissoconium aciculare CBS 342.82
Lineage: Eukaryota; Fungi; Ascomycota; Dothideomycetes; Mycosphaerellales; Dissoconiaceae
Exons: 1
Coding region: 315-992 (225 amino acids)
Source: RefSeq, a predicted model, not a curated record
CGGUCAUGAAGAGGAUGCAGGUAUGCGCUCAGCAUGGCAUCCUAUAAGCAUCAUUGACAUUGAGUCAUUCCCGUAAAUGCGACUAAUUCAUCACUAAAAUGUCGUCUGUCUCUCAGAAGAGGAUUUCCUGAUUCUCCGUGUAAUAAAACAUCCAAAAUUUCGAAAUGGAAUUAGACAAUUCCGGCAACGGAGAGCUUCGACUUUCCGAUUUCGGCGUCGUGCCGGUAGACCACGGCAUCGAGCCUCAAAAUCCCUUCACACACGACGUCGACGAAUACUGAUAAACGCCCGCGAUCGCACCGCGCGAGUUGGCGAUGACGGAAGCCAUGGGUAUCAUCCCGAGUGGCACGAACGAAUAUUCAACGAUGAAGUCGCCGCUUCGUGGCAAGCAGAACUCAAUAAGCUCAUGGGGAAGAAGCCAUGGGCUCAGUGACUUCAGGAACUUCGUGACAAAGCUACGAGUCGUCGAUGCGGGUAGCUGUGCUUACAGGUCAGAUGAACGUGUGCCUGAAUCUGUCGUAAAUGGGGUAUUUAGGGACUUGAGUUCGCUUUGUGCUCAAUGGCCAUUUUUCAGGGAGAUAAGCCACGUCGUAGAGUCCCACAUGUACCCACUUGUACGCGGAGAAAGCUACGUCCGGGAACAUGGAGGCGGAGUCGAUCUCGAAUAUUUUACUCCGGAUAAUGUAGUCGAGUAUCAGCAGCGAAGCGCUCAUACAAGUGGAAUAGAAAACAUCGCGUUUCAAAGCCAAUCUCAUAGGCCCCGUCUCGCCUUCACUCAUAAAAUGUUGCUUCACAGCAGGGAGGGCAAGAGGAAAACAUGCCAUUGUAUCCAUACCAGCGUCUCCCUUUUGACAUCGAAUUUGCAGAAGAUGGCACGAACAUACGAGGAAUGUCAAAUAUCAACAGUCUGCAUCCAGCGUACAUACCCACCUACAGAAACAUUGAGAAGCUCAUAUCGGCCAGUAUACUUCCUUGGAACGAGUGUCUGGUGAGAAGCCUCGCCAAACCCGUACAGGAAGUCAUUAUAACGCCAAAUGGAAUCUGUAUAGUGGUCAAACUCAACGAGGCCGCAUUCCAUUGAUGGUCGUGACGUUGAGAGCCUCGUGGAAGAUUGAAGAUCCAUGGAGUCGUACUUGGAAAGUCAGACAUCUAUCAGAACACCUAGGAACCUAUGCUUUCGCGAAGGAGGUCGCAAAGACCAAGCCGCGCAGCAAAAUCAACGUAAAUCACC